AUGGCUAAUAAGCAGUUGUGCUUUCUGAUUGCGUCUUUUUACUGCACGGUUGUGGCACUCCGAUCUUGGGCAAUCACCGAUGGAUUAGAAGUUCAAGCUCUUCAAGAUAUGUACCGAUCCUUAAACAGACCUACUAAACUUGAGCAUUGGAAGUCAGAGGGUGGGGACCCUUGUGGAGAAACUUGGUUAGGAAUUGAGUGCUCCGGCUCAUCCAUAACCCACAUGAACCUUCAUGGGCUGGGACUCACCGGAAAUCUUGAAGUUCAGCUUUCCAAUCUAAUCAGCCUGAAGAAUCUGGACCUUAGUGCAAAUAACAUUGAGGGCUCAAUCCCUUACAGUUUACCUCCUAAUCUCACAAAUCUAAACUUAGCUGAGAACAAGUUCAGCCAAAGCUUUCCAUACUCGUUGGACAAGAUGAAAAUUCUCCAGCAUCUGAACCUGAGCCACAACUUAUUAGCUGGGCCCUUGGGCGAUGUGUUUAAUGGCCUUCAGGAUUUGAAACUAAUGGAUUUGUCGUUCAAUAACUUCUCAGGUGAUCUUCCAACUUCCUUUGAAUCUUUGACAAACCUAACACAACUGAAUAUCGAAGACAACCAUUUUAGUGGAGUUAUUCCGGAACACUUCCAAACAAUAGAACACUUGUGGAUUGGAGGAAAUACGUUUCACACGGGACCAAACUACACGCCAUGGAGUUUCCCCUCCGACCUGAUGCCGACAGAAAAAAAUAUCAGCAGCCAACCAGAUACAAACUUGAGCGCUUCAGAAAACCAUCCAUCUCAGAAAACCGAAGAUCACAAGAACAUGAAAAUCCAUGUAGUGGGGAUAGUUCUUCUGUUGAUUGGUGGAGUAACUCUGGUUGUGGCAUUUGGGGCUCUUGCUGUAACAUUUCACAAGAAGAGGGUAUGUAAGAAAAUAUCGAGAAGCAUGGUGGGCAGCGAAGAGGAUUCACUGAGAUCUCUACCUAUCGAGACAGUGCAUGGUGAGAUGUCAAUGAGCACACAUAGCAGCCCCCACGUGUCGGGUUUCAGUUCUUCUCCCAUGAUCACACCCUCCCGGCUGCAUCCCGUUCGCACUAAAACACUUAAAGUGUCCAGGAGAAAAAGCUUCGCCAAGACUAAAACAUUGGUCGGUGUAAAAGCUUUCACAGAGAAUCUUAUUGGCGACGGAUCCCUUGGUCCUGUUUAUAGAGCAGAGUUUCCAGAUGGCAAGAUUUUGGCUGUGAAGAGCAUAAAGACAAUACCUCUAUCCAUCAUCGAGGAACAGCAAUUCUUUGACGUCAUCAAGAACGCAUCACGUAUGAGGCACCCUAACAUCGUGCCACUCGUUGGGUUCUGUAUGGAACGCGGCCAGCAUCUUAUUGUGUACGAACACAUAAGGAAUUUGUCGCUCGACGAGGCUCUGCAUUGCCCCGCAUACACACCUCUGUCUUGGGGUUUACGCCUUAGGAUUGCUCUUGGCGUGGCACAAGCUCUGAAUUACACACAUACGUCCUUCGUGCCACCCAUCGCCCACAGUAACAUUAAGGCUGCGAAUAUCUUGCUCGAUGAAGAGCAUAUGCCCCACGUUUGUGAUUACGGCCUAGCUAUCUUGAGGCCCCUUGCCUGCAACUCAGUUAAGAUCAAGGCUUCAGAAAUGGCGAUAGCUGAUAGCGGCUACAUUGCACCUGAACAUAAUCAACCUGGAAAUGGGAACAUUAAGGCUGAUGUCUAUGCUUUUGGGGUGUUGCUUUUAGAGCUUCUCACAGCAAGGAAGCCUUUUGACUACUUGAAGCCCACAGCCGAGCAAUCUCUGGUGAGAUGGGCUUCAUCCAAGCUUCACGACAGCUUGUCUUUAGUAGAGAUGGUCGAUCCAGCCAUGGCAAGAACCGUCUCCUCCAGGUCCCUCUCCCAUUUUGCUGACAUUGUCUCUCUGUGUAUUCAGCCCGAGCAGCAAUUCAGGGCCGCAAUGUCUGAGAUCGUCGAGUCUCUGAUGAAUCUGCUCCGACGGUCUGUUGUUGCCGAUGGCAGUGAAGCAGACCCUUUGAGUCGGUCUUUUAGGUCCAGCAACACCCACUUUGUUGGCUCACCUGCUUCAAGCACCUACUGUGUAUAA
Messenger RNA from Striga hermonthica, 2091 nucleotides. The record is from the annotation of a GenBank genome assembly. NCBI's taxonomy places the organism in Eukaryota, Viridiplantae, Streptophyta, Magnoliopsida, Lamiales, Orobanchaceae.